Messenger RNA from Solenopsis invicta (red fire ant), 1528 nucleotides. RefSeq names its product allatostatin A-like. NCBI's taxonomy places the organism in Eukaryota, Metazoa, Arthropoda, Insecta, Hymenoptera, Formicidae. The record is from RefSeq and is a predicted model, not a curated record. The coding region runs from base 358 to 918 and encodes 186 amino acids. The transcript is spliced from 3 exons.
GCGUCGACGCACAGGCGCUGACGUACUCACACAUACGUAUAAAAGGCCGGUGUCGCGACGCUUUCGCCGUCAUUCUCGCGCGCGCGGACGCCGAAGUUGCGGUACCCCGAGUCGGGCGUCAUCGUCGUGUCUGUCAUUGGUUAUUCACGGAGGCACUUAACAGUCGCACAUCCUCUCAGCGACGUGAGAACGAAGGACUACUCGUCCGCAAAUGAGAGUUUCAUCCCCUGGCAAAAAGAAGAAACGCUACUGUCAGAGCUUUUAACAGUCCGAGAGUGUAUUCCGUGUGUCACACUCAUCUCCCACCUGCAGGGUCGCACCAGCGGAAUCUGACAGCAACAGAUUCAAACAGGCACCAUGAAGUCAAGAAUGAGUUUAAUAACUAUCAUAAUUAUUAUAUUCUACGUGUUGAAUGUCGUUGGACGAUCAUCAGCGGCGAUACAAGAGGUAUCUUCUUCAUCUUUACAUAUUCCACGAUUUCACCCGUUAUUAAACAACUUGGAAUUUAAAAAACCUCAGAAAAAGUCCUACAUUGAAGAAUAUAAGAGACUACCCCUUUAUAACUUUGGCAUCGGGAAGCGGAUGGAUAAUAAUGAAGAUAAAAGAAACCAGCAAUUCUCAUUCGGCAUCGGCAAACGUCUUCGAGACUUCAGGUUUGGUUUAGGAAAACGCAACGCAUACCAUCCCUUCAGUUUGGACUUUUUGGCUGAUAACAUAGAGGGAUAUCAAUCACGCGACAACUCGAACGAUUUUAUGGGGAACAAACGUAGCCAGUACUUCGGUUUUGGACUAGGAAAACGAACCUGGAAGUUACCACCUGAAGAAAUGACUGGAAAAAGACUGAACGAUUCUGUAGUCCUGAAAUUCUUGCUCGGUUUGGGCAAAGAACCGGAUGAGGACAAUGAUUUAAUUCAGUAAAGCGUUCUCGUCGAGGAGCACAAAUUGUUAUCUUGCUCAAUCGCUUUUAAUCCCUGGACGAUACCAGAGGAAAUAUCUGAUUUAUUUAUUUCCAAAAAUAUUUUGGCAAAAUACAAUAACAGCGGAUAAAUGAUUGAAAAGACUGUACAAUUUAUUAAUUGUUUGACGUUUCAAAUUCUAGAUGUCUAAUAUUUUAACAAUAUAAAUCUAUUAUAAAAUCGAGAUUUUAUGUUGUAUAAAUCAAUAAUUAAUUGAUGUACUUCAUGAUAAGACAGAUAAAUAUUAAAUUAAGUAGAUAUUCCUAUUUUUGUUAUAAAUUAUAAACUCGAGAUUAUCGAGAUUAAAUUCAUUAAAAUUACAUAUAAUGCAGUUUUCUUGAAUGUUUAUGUCAAUACCAUCUCGUACCGUGUAUGAUUUCAUUAAUUGUCGAAAGCAAAACACACUGUCGACGGAAAUUAAGAGCGAUAUCGAGAUUUUCUUUUUAUUUUCUAAAACUUGGUAUAAAAUUAGUGCGCCAUCGACAAUACUCCCUCCAAUGUUUAAAAACAAAAACGCAAGAACGAUCUAUUUGAAGUAGAAAAAUUCUCCGAAUAUUUCUUUUUAGACAUAG